AUGGAAGAGGAUGCCGAAAUCGAUCGACAAGGAAGAACAAACGUCGAUCGACAAACCACAGAGAAUAUCGAUCGACACUCUGGAAACAAUGUCGAUCGACUCCCGACUCCUGCUGAACCAGCAGUAGAAAGAGUGUAUAGGACUCUACCACCUUUCCCUCCUAACAAGACACAAACUAAACGAGAGAUAGACAAAGUGAUCUGCAAGAAAGCAUUCGAUAAGAUCACGUUGGAAACGCCACUGAGUGAUGCGAUAAAAGUAUCACCUUCAAUAAAAAAGUAUGUAAAAGAUAUGGUAUCCAACAGCUUUCCAGCCACUGAGCGCAGCGUCAUGAUGGUUUCAGAGGAAGUAAGUGCAAUUAUCCAAGGCGAGAUCCCGAUCAAGAGACCCGAUCCGGGCAGUUUUGUUUUGGAUUGCAAUAUAUGGAACAUAAAUUUUCCUCGAUCCCUUUGUGACCUAGGUUCCAGCGUGAACCUCAUGCCACACUCUGUCGCAAUAUCCGUAGGAUAUGACAAGUUCAAACCUACCAAAAUAACUUUGGUUCUGGCCGAUAGAUCCGUUAGAUUACUCGAGGGAGUGCUUGACGAUGUGCCAAUAAGGAUUAACGGCUGUCACGUCCUAACGGAUUUUGUAGUACUGAAAUACCAAAAUGAACCAAAGGAUCCCCUUAUUUUGGGUAGACCAUUCCUAGCCACUGCAGGUGCAAUAAUCGAUGUCAAAGAGGGUAGGAUAUGUCUGAACAUUGGAAACCUUCCGAUGACUUUCGACAUGGACAACCUGAUGAGACGACCCUUGAUCGAUAAACAGACUUCCUACGUGGACGACAUCUAUGAAUUUGCUGAAGAAUCUUUCAUAAACUCAUGCUCAGACGACCCUUUGGAGAAAGUGCUCACAACUAGUGAAGAGGAAACUUUCAGUGUCGAUAGCAGAGCUGAGGAAUACACACGAUUAAUGGACGCAAGCAUGGAAAUUGCAAGCGUCAAUGACAUAGAUGAUGAUGCUUUGGAAAUCAACGUCGAUCGAUAUUUAUUAAAAGCUGUCGAUCGAUAA
This is a messenger RNA of Brassica napus (rape), 1050 nucleotides long. RefSeq lists its product as uncharacterized. The record is from RefSeq and is a predicted model, not a curated record. NCBI's taxonomy places the organism in Eukaryota, Viridiplantae, Streptophyta, Magnoliopsida, Brassicales, Brassicaceae. The transcript has a single exon. The coding region runs from base 1 to 1050 and encodes 349 amino acids.